Molecule: messenger RNA, 1953 nt
Organism: Kluyveromyces marxianus DMKU3-1042
Lineage: Eukaryota; Fungi; Ascomycota; Saccharomycetes; Saccharomycetales; Saccharomycetaceae
Gene: DBF4
Product: protein serine/threonine kinase activating protein DBF4
Exons: 1
Coding region: 1-1953 (650 amino acids)
Biological process (GO): regulation of cell cycle phase transition; positive regulation of nuclear cell cycle DNA replication
Cellular component (GO): nucleus; Dbf4-dependent protein kinase complex
Molecular function (GO): protein serine/threonine kinase activator activity; zinc ion binding; nucleic acid binding
Source: RefSeq, a predicted model, not a curated record
AUGGGAAAGAGCGGUAGAUCACCAUUGAAGGAAAACAAUCCUAACACGAUGGGAGCACAUCUGAAUAAUCCGAAAAAGAGGUCACUUGAUUUGUUGGAGCUAGAAGUGUCGAAUAGACAGAAACAACGGACGUUAAGGACCAUAGAGGGAGCGAUUGCGCAUCCGCCAAAUGCGCUUUUGAAGACGAUGCAAGGAGGCGCGACUGCUGGUGCAUCUGCUGGUGGUACUUCUGUUGCGAAUGCGCUUGGUGUUAUUAGCACGGGUACGAAAUUGAGUGCUCCUGGUGGUGUGGCGGCUUCUGUAUCUGGGUCUGUGUCUGGGUCUGCAUCCGCUGUUGAAAAGACUGGUAAUGAACGUGGAGUUAACGGGACGAACACGAAAGCUCAAACGCAACGUCUAAGUAACAAGGAACUCAUAGACUGGCAAAAUAAUUGGAGAAGGAUAAUGAAACGUGACACAUAUAUAUACUUUGACUGCUCGGAAACAGCAAACGAUAACCGUAAAGAUGUUUUGCGCCGAUCGUUCUCUACACUGGGAGCUAAGAUCAAACAGUUCUUCGACCAUGAAGUGACAAUUGUGAUCACAUCCAGAAAGAUUACAAAUUACUCGCAUUUACCAUCUACGGAUAUUCUAACAAGGGCGCACAAGCGCGGGUAUAUGAAGAUAUGGACGUUGGAAAAGGCAGCGCGGUUCUUGACAAACAUGGAUGUCGACUUGAAGGAAAUGGAACGGGAUAGCAUCAAUGGGAAAGGACUGCCGACUUCCAACUUGCUGAACCUCCUAGAGAAUGAGAAGUUAUUCGGUAGUAACGAACGAGACCCGAAAGCUAAGAGAGAAGAUUUGCAUUAUUUUAAGCAUCCGCAUGUGUACCUGUAUGAUUUAUCCCAGAUUAACGCACCAUUGAUCACUUUGGAAUGGAAACAGCAGGAUAUCAAUUCAAACAGUAAGAAGCACAUCUACCCAGUCAUUUAUCCUGGCUCUUUCGGUCGUUGUCCAUUUCUGGGAGACGACACAACGGACGAAUUGCAGCCACGUCGAAUAAUAAAGCGUUACAAGCGUGAUAAGGCGAACGAAUCGUAUGCAAUGAAGCUUAGACUCUUGUACCAAACAAGUGCUGAGCCAGCUGCAUUGCCAACGGCAGAUGUCGAUGAGUUGGAUUCGAACCCUGAAAACGACCGUGAACCAAUUAUUCUUCCAUAUCAAAACAUCUACAAUAAUUCGACAACACAGUACAACAAACUGGUAAGCUCCAUGGCUCGUUUCAAACAGCCAAAAUUACCCAGGGGCGAUACUUUUGACGAUGAUGAAAUGCCAUAUGGUGCUGGUGCAGCUGCUGGUGGUGCAGGAGGAUACAAGAACAAAUUUCAGCAGGAAAUUCGAGCAAGUGGUGUUCAAUCGGUUGAUGCAAAUAGCAACGGUACUGCAACUACUGGAAAUGGUCUUGAACCGGUGAAAGCCUCUAACUUGAACAAGGACCUUCUUUCUUUGAAGAGAAUGGUCAUUGAGCGUAAAACUCUUCUCAACACCAACACUAACGCUAACACCAAUUCCAAUUCCAAUUCCAACUCUACGUCUACUGUUAAUACAAAUAACAAAGUCAAUGGGAAAAACACAACAAUCGUUGCUGAAACAAAAAGUAAAUCUGUAAGCACAGGUGUACUUGCUAAUGCCGCAGACGCAUCUACGGCUGUCAGUAAUGCUACUACUUCUGCUUCUACUAAGGCUACUUCCGCUAAGGCUACUUCUACUUCAGUAACACAACAAAGGGUGCACCAGCCCAUAGGCAAGCAAAAUCCUGGCUACUGCGAAAAUUGUAAAGUGAAGUAUGAUUCGUUGGAAACUCAUGUCAAUACCGAAAGGCAUACAAGCUUCGCAAAUAAAGAUUCGUAUUUCGAAGGUGUAGAUGCAAUGAUCCAAUGUGUACGCCAGUUCAGAGACAUCAAUUCGGCCUAG